Molecule: messenger RNA, 1195 nt
Organism: Herpailurus yagouaroundi (jaguarundi)
Lineage: Eukaryota; Metazoa; Chordata; Mammalia; Carnivora; Felidae
Gene: SPATA3
Product: spermatogenesis associated 3
Exons: 4
Coding region: 142-936 (264 amino acids)
Source: RefSeq, a predicted model, not a curated record
GGGCUGUAGGUGACUGUUCUCUGCGGGGCUGAGGUCCGCAGAGCCUUCCCCCAGGGCAGGGGCAAACAGCCCCCUUCCAGGAGGGAGCUGGAAGAUUAGGCAGCUCCAUGUAGGUCCACAUGUAGGUGAACAGAACCCACCAUGAGGAAGGGCAAAAAGAAGAAGCCAGAGUCCAGACGCCGCGGCUCCACACCCCAGCACGCCAGCUCGGAGUCGUCCACACCCCAGCACGCCAGCUCGGAGUCCACCCCUCGGCCCAGCCCUGGAUCCACCCCGCAGCCCAGCUCUGGAUCCGUCCCCCAGCAGCCUGCACCCCAGGCUCUCCCAGCUCCAGAAAGCAGACCCUCAGCCCGGGCCCCUGCACCGGCCCUGGGCCGGUUGCCUCCGGACCCUACCACAAAAGCACCCUCUCAAUCCAGGAAAUCAGGGUCUCUGACUCGUGCGGGGCCACGGGCCUUCUGUUCCUGUUCCGCUUGCCCCGGAAGCUCUGCUUGCUGGCGUCGUCUGGGCCUGUGUCACAGCCGCAUCUUUGAUGUCCUCCUUCCUCUACCCUGGCCGACCAUGCCAGGAAGAGGAUUUCCAAGCCUCCUCACUUUCUACAGGUUCUGGAGCGCGUGGGGGGCUGGACCCUCAGGGCACAAUUCCUGGGGUCAGGCUCUGCCCCGGACCAUAGUAGCAGCCGUGGCACCAUCUCUCAGACAUACGAGAAGCAAACGGAUACCCAGGUGUGUUAGGAGAACAUGCGUAAAGCCAAAAAUACAACCUGUAGGAUCGAUGUCAACACGGAUACUGCAUUUUGUCAAAGCCUUCCUCGGGAGCAUGAUCAUGUUUUCCUCUCCAAUGUGGUGGGCGUCAUAUGUUGUUUCCUCGGAUUCCUCACCUCCAAAAUGGAGUCCCAUGACACAACCCGCUUCACAUGGUGGUCGUCAGGCUUGAGGAAGACGCUGGGUGUGAGAGGCUUGGCACGGGGCCUGGCACACCGUGGCCUUCGCCGCCUUCGUACCCUGCUCCCUGGGUGUCCCGGGCAGCUGGCACCCCAGGCUAGCCCAUCCUCAGACGCAGGGACUCUCGCGACAGGGAUUUAUUGGAAGGGAUGGGCGGAAUUGUGUCCCCCUGAGAGGAGGCUCGGUCACAGGGAGAAGGCGUUCCUGAAAUCCCGAGGCCACCCUACGAUUUCUGCUUUCCCUGCAUGUAG